Molecule: messenger RNA, 1473 nt
Organism: Podarcis lilfordi (Lilford's wall lizard)
Lineage: Eukaryota; Metazoa; Chordata; Lepidosauria; Squamata; Lacertidae
Source: the annotation of a GenBank genome assembly
AUGACCUCGGAGGGCCCCAAGGCCUGGAAUCAUGUGCGCCUCGUUCACGCAGCGACAGGGGAGCUGCGGAAGGACGGAGAGUCUUCCACAGGCCACAAGAAAGAGAAGAAAGAGGGGAAGAAAAAGAAGGAGAUGGCAUCCUCUGGAUCUCAAGAAACAGGAGGAGAGCAAAACAAUGGAGAGAAGGUGUCCGUUGAAUCUCCAGAAACAGGGAAGGAACAAAAUGAUGCAGACAAGAAGACCUCUGCAUCUCUAGAAGGAGGAGAGCAAGAUGAUGGAGGUGAGAAGUCCUCUGCAUCUCUAGAAAGAGGAGAAGAGCAAGAUGGGGGAGGCAAGAAGUCCUCUGCAUCUCUAGAAAGAGGAGAAGAGCAAGAUGGUGGAGGCAAGAAGUCUACUUCAUCUCUAGGAAGAGGAGAAGAGCAAGAUGGUGGAGGCAAGAAGUCCUCUGCAUCUCUAGAAAGAGGAGAAGAGCAAGAUGGGGGAGGCAAGAAGUCCUCUGCAUCUCUAGAAAGAGGAGAGCAAGAUGAUGGAAGCAAGAAGUCUACUUCAUCUCUAGAAAGAGGAGGAGAGCAAGAUGGUGGAGGCAAAGGCCAAGAGGAAAGUUUUUGCCCUGAACUUCCCAAGUCCAAGAGCAAGAGUGUAGAUCUAAAGCGUAUGGCCGAGCUGCGGAGUCAUCUCCAAGCCCAGUUUUCCAUGCAGGAGCAGCAAGAAGAUCAAAACCUGGGCAGUCAGCUGGCAGAGCUGGUGGGGAGAAUGGUCCACGGGAAAGGAGAUGAUCGAGCAUCACCAGCCAGCAGCAAUGCGGGGUUGGAUGAGCAGUGCCCAGCCUGUGGACUGCAUAGUUACCCAACCACCCGUGCCUGCUCCUGUACCAACGGACUUCCUGCAGAGAUAGAAAAAGUCUUGCAGAGGGAGCUGGCAGAGCUGAAGGGAGAGGUAACAGCCAGCAUCGAGUCCCUGAAGAAGGAGGUCGUGGAAGAGCUGAGCAGCCUCCGUGAGACCGUCCAGGCCUAUAAUGACCAUCACUUCCUCCAGGUUUCAGACCUGAGCCCCCUUGAGGAGCUCGAUGAGCAGUUCCUUGACCAGCUCAACGGGAGCCACCACAGGAUUGCCAUAGCUUCCAAGUUGGGGAGUGCAAAGGUUUCGACAGAAGAGAAAUUCAAAUCCUGGUCGGUGCCGACACUCCAUCCUCUGCCCAUCUCCAGCAGGAACCAGGCGAUGCUCCGAGCCGUGAACACCAUCACAGCUCAGAACGGCUUUGUGUCGAGUUUGUCCAGAUCGAAUUCAGACCCUGUGGAGCCUGGGCAGCCUAAUAUCACUAUCUUGCCACCUGCGAUCCCCAAAGCAGCCCCCAAGAAGCACCCCACAAAGAUGAUGGCACCUCCAGCUUCCAGGACCUACAGCAGCAAAGUAGCCUCCAGGACGGUGGCACCUCAUCCGCCAUGUGGAGGCAACGAAAACAGACCUCACUGA